AUGAACACUAUGAUCAAACACAUUUCUAAACAAUGUGACCAACUUCGUAAUGAUGUAGAUCUUCUAAAAUGUUCAAUUCUAAAGAGACCUUGGGUUAACCCAUUUAAUCAAACAACAACUAAUAAUCCAUUCAUCCAAGAAAUAAACACUAAUCCAUUUAAUCAACCAAUAAACGUUAAUCCGUUUAAUCAACCAAUAAACGUUAAUCCGUUUAAUCAACCAAUAAACACCAAUCCAUUUAAUCAAACAACAACCAAUAAUCCGUUCAUUCAAGAAAAAAUACCUAAUCCCUUCACUCAACCAGUAAGUGUAAAUAACCAAAAACCCCAACCUAGUCCAAAUAACAAUGAUAAACCAGAGCCUAACCAAAACAAUGAUAAACCACAAUACAAUCCUUAUGUACUGUCUACAAUUUCCACAACUGAGCAAUCACUAAAGAGCUUAAACAACUUUAGUAAUUCUGAAUCAAAAACGUCUUCUUUAAACACAACCAAUCUAGGCUUAUUAAAAUUCUCUAAUCCUUUUAGUUCUCGGCUUAACCAAAACACAACUACAAAUUCAUUUUUAUCCUUCUCAUUUGAACCCUCUCAUUUGAAAACAAAUUCAACACCACCCAAUCCUUUUAAAUUUGAAGUUCAAACACCUGCAGACAACUUUGGAUUAGUCCCAAAAUCAGACAAAGAGUCAGUGACAACUUGUUUCACAUCUUUUUUAACAAACACCUCUAAAGAAAAGACAACAACAACCACUUCAAAAAAUUGUUGUGACACUAUUAAAUCAGAAGAAAAGUCUAUUAAGAGUGACAACAAUGAUACUAUUAAAAGUGAUGAUAUUGCUGAUAAAGAACAAAUUCCUGAAAACAAAUGUAUAGAUCCAGAAGAUAAAACAAAAGAGGGUCCCGUUAAAGAAUUUGUUGAAGGUAAUGAAAAUGGAAGUGCUGUUUGUUUACAAGAUGACACUAGAAAGAAAGAAAGUAAGGUGUCUGUCUCAAUAAAAAAUUGA
This is a messenger RNA of Entamoeba dispar SAW760, 1002 nucleotides long. RefSeq lists its product as uncharacterized. The coding region runs from base 1 to 1002 and encodes 333 amino acids. NCBI's taxonomy places the organism in Eukaryota, Evosea, Mastigamoebida, Endamoebidae. The transcript has a single exon. The record is from RefSeq and is a predicted model, not a curated record.